This is a messenger RNA of Hypomesus transpacificus, 3123 nucleotides long. It is a transcript of the gene trim24, whose product is annotated as tripartite motif containing 24. The transcript is spliced from 19 exons. The annotation marks the transcript as partial. The record is from RefSeq and is a predicted model, not a curated record. Gene Ontology annotation, molecular function: zinc ion binding; protein binding. Lineage: Eukaryota; Metazoa; Chordata; Actinopteri; Osmeriformes; Osmeridae.
GUGUGUGAAGAUAAUAACGCACAGAUGGCCGUUCUCAUCGUAGCGAGCUACAUUUUAAAAAACUGCAUAUGUUACCAUAUAACGCUUGCCACGCACAGGCACAUUAACAAUCACCUUUGUGAGAAUUGGAUAUAGACAAUGGAUAGCCCAGAAAAUAUUGACAACGAUGACAUUGUCAUCAUUGUGGAGAACGAAGCGGAAAGCUUGCCAGCCGAGGAAGAAAGGGCAAAGCAAGGUACCUUCGGCCUGAUGGAUACGUGUCCUGUCUGCAAGUUAAAUUUCCACAAUCGAGAGCCGAAGCUUCUGCCGUGUCUUCACUCUUUCUGCAAGCGGUGCCUGCCGCCGCCCUCUAGGACGUCUGCCGACCCAAGGCGAGAUCCACAACUUCAUAUCGACAACGCAAAGCCACUCAGUGCUUUGCGCUGCCCCGUGUGUCGGCAGGAGUGCUGGGACGUGGAUGUGCUGGAUAACUUCUUUGUGAAGGACUCGGUGGAGGUUCCCAGCAGCACUGUUGAGAAGAGCGGACAGGUGUGUAUGAGCUGUGAUGACAACACUGAGGCCACGGGCUACUGUGUGGAGUGUGUGGAGUUCCUAUGUGUGACCUGUGUGGAAGCUCACCAGAGAGUCAAGUUCACUAGAGACCAUACCAUCCGCCAGAAGGAGGAGAUGUCACCAGAUGCAGUGGGUCUGUCCACCCAGAAGCCCGUGUUCUGUGAUAUUCACAAGCAGGAGCCUCUGAAGCUGUUCUGUGAGACAUGUGACCGCCUCACCUGCAGAGACUGUCAGCUGCUGAAACACAAAGACCACAACUACCAGUUCCUGGAGGAUGCCUACAGGAACCACCGGCAGCAUCUGGAGAACAUGACGCUGCAGCUGCAGGAGAAGAGGAAGGCAAUAGAGGAGGUCUCGAACUGCAUCAACAGCGGGCUGCAGCAAGUGGAUGAGAACCGCAAGUCCGUCACCAACGAAAUCAAGAAGUCCAUCUGCAACUUGAUCCUGGAGAUCAACAGAAAAGGCAAGAUCCUGGUGAAUCAGCUGGAGACACUGACUAAGGACCACGAAUCUGGCCUCCGCAAGCAGCAGGACGACGUCAGCUCCCUCACCAGACACCUCGACCAUGUCAUCAGCUUCACCAAGUGGGCCACAGCCAAUCACAGUGGCACGGCUCUGCUCUACUGCAAGAGACUGAUCCUCUGCCAGAUCCACUACCUGAUGAGGGCCAACUGCAGCGCCUCCAUCGUCCCUCAGAGCUCUGUCCGCUUCCAGUGCCGCUCAAGCUUCUGGGCCUCCAAUGUGGACCUGGGCUCCCUGGUGGUGGAGCGUGUCCCUGGUCGCCAGGCCGGCCCCAUGCAAGCAUUCCCUCAGCCUCCCGGCCCCCCGGGCCCUCGGGCAGAGCCCCCCCACGGGGCAGCAUUCUCCAGCGCGGCGCAGCAGAGGCAGAGCACCCUGGCCCAGCUGCAACUGCAGGUGGAGAAGCUGGCCCAGCAGCCCAGCCGGCCGCCCAACCACUGGUCCUGGUACCAGAGGCUGCCUGGUCCUGGGGCCCCCGCCCCCCCCAGCAGGCCCCUCCAGGGGGGCUCCCCCUCCCAAGGCCACCCCAGCCUAAGCCAGCAGGGACGGAGGUACGCCCCCCCCCACGCCAAUGCCAGGAGCCCCCCCUCCAUGCUAGGAAACUCAGGGUUCCCCCCUCAGUCUCUGAGAGAGCUGAUCCAUGGGUCUGGCUUCCCCCCCAAACCCCUGGAGACCCUGCAGGGGCCUGGGGCCUCGCGCUUCCCCCACUCCCUCACCAACACCAUCAGCCCCUCGCUGCACCAGAGGGGCAUGGUGGAGCCAUCAUCCUACUUGCGGAGGAGUGAGCCGUCGUCAGCCCCCACCAUCUCCCUCCCCAGACCCUCCCACCUCCCCACGCUGGCCUCUGACAGGACUGCUCAAGGAAGACAGAACUCACCUAUGUCUAAACCGUCGUCCUCGGAGGCCAAUACUGGGACGGUGUCGUGGAAGCGCUCCGAACCUGUGGCCCCGCCCCCAGCCCCACCCAGCAAGCGGCGGAGGAGGUCAUCUCCUGGACCGAUCAUAGUGAUCAAGGACGAGCCGGAGGAUGAUGAAGAAGUCAGCUAUGUGCAGUCCAGCGUGGGGGCCAGCCUGCCAGACAGCAGCACAGGGGUGCAGUCUCAACCCGGCCUGCAGGGGGCAUCUCCCCCGGGCCCCGAGCCAGCAGAGCCGCAACCAGAACCGCGACCAGAGCCCGAGAAGGCUCCAGAGACCCCUAACGAGGCCAGCCCUAACGAGGAGGGCACUAACGAGGUUCCUAACGAGGAGGGAGCUAACAAGGUUCCUAAUGAAGCAACUGAAGAAGACCCUAACGAGGACUGGUGUGCCGUGUGUCAGAACGGAGGAGAGCUGCUCUGCUGUGACAAGUGUCCCAAGGUGUUCCACCUGGCCUGCCACAUCCCCAGCCUGAAGGAGUCUCCCAGUGGAGAGUGGUUCUGCUCAUUCUGCCGGGACCUUGCUUCCCCGGAGAUGCUGUACCCUGGAGACAAGCUGGAUCCUGCGGGUGUGAAGGAGGAGCCAGGCACGGAGGCCUUCACCCCGCUGGAACGCAGGAAGUGUGAGAGGUUGUUACUGCGGAUCUUCUGCAACGAGUUCAGUACUGACUUCCAGGAGCCAGCCUCGCCAGCGGAGCUCCGUAGGUACAGAGACGUGAUAGCCACGCCCAUCGACCUAUCUGCGGUGAAGCGCAAGCUGGAUGUCCGGGAGAGGUCAGAGGUCAAGGACAGGGCUCACUACCGCAGCACAGAGGAGUUUGUUGCUGACGUCCGACUCAUCUUCAAGAACUGCUCCAAGAUCUAUAAGGCGGAGUCGGAGGUGGGCAGUGCCGGCCUGUUCCUGCAGGAGUUCUUUGAGGAGCAAUUGAAGCUCCUCUACCCAGACACCACCUUCCUGGGGGUGAAGGAGGAAGGGAUGAUUCCUCCCGUGGAGGAUGAGAUGGAGGAGGGGGACAUGGCCCCUGUGGAGGACGACCUGCCCCCGUCUCCUGCUGAGGGUAUCCCCCCUGUCGAGGAGGAGGAGGAGGAGGAGGACAGGAGUCCAGGAGAGGAGGGUAGUCUUGGAGAGAAGGAGGGG